AUGGGCUGGUGGAAAGCAGAUCCAGUUCCUGAACAAUCUCCUUCGACAUCAACAAUCCAUCCGCACCCAAUGCCACCUUCAUCUUCAUCGACGCCUGACUCUACUUCAGCUUGUCCAAUCGACCACAAGACUCGAUCAAUAUGGUUACAACAGGCACAAAAGAACUCACAGACACAGACACCAUCAGCAGUACAAUCUCAUCCUCUACUUUCCUCGUCUCAACCACGACCCAGUCCGACAGCAGCUAACCCGACAUCCUUUGGCUCUCUCCAAGACUGCUCCUCCGACCGCAUAUGCAUAUCUCAAUCCCAAACCACUCCUCCAUCUUUGCCUGAAUACGAAUAUAAAAUGUCACGACCCCUCUCACACGAACGAGCCGUAUCCUCCAUCCCUCGCGCCAUGCCCUCGGACUCUAACAACUCAUCAUGGUCUUCGACGAUGCCCAUGAACAACGAAAUCGAAACCGGCACCUCCGCCGCCGGCAACUGGAUCUACCCCAGCGAAUCACAAUUCUUCCACGCCGUAAUGCGGAAGCAAACCACUUCAAACCCAUCUGACCUCCUCAGCUCCAUCAACCACAUCAUUCCGAUCCACAACGCGGUCAACGAGCGGGCCUGGACACUGAUCAAAGCGUGGGAAGGAAACUCGUCCGCACAAUGCGGUGGUCCUAAACUCCUCUCCUUCAAGGGCCUCGGCAGUGGUGCGAUCUCGCCUAAGGCCCGUAUCAAGAGUCUCAUGGGCUACACGGAGCCGUUUGACAGGCAUGAUUGGGUCGUGGAACGCUGUGGAGGCGAGACUGUCGAGUAUGUGAUUGAUUUUUACCAAGGCAAGGCAGAGGGCAAGGGUAAAGAAAAUUCCCUCAAUUUUUACCUUGACGUUCGGCCGAAGCUGAAUAGUUUCGAAGGCUGGAGGCUGAGGGCGGAGCGGUUUAUCGGUUGGAGGUGA
Rhinocladiella mackenziei CBS 650.93 is the source of this 945-nucleotide messenger RNA. RefSeq lists its product as uncharacterized. Gene Ontology annotation, molecular function: holocytochrome-c synthase activity. The transcript has a single exon. The record is from RefSeq and is a predicted model, not a curated record. The coding region runs from base 1 to 945 and encodes 314 amino acids. NCBI's taxonomy places the organism in Eukaryota, Fungi, Ascomycota, Eurotiomycetes, Chaetothyriales, Herpotrichiellaceae. Gene Ontology annotation, biological process: cytochrome c-heme linkage. Gene Ontology annotation, cellular component: mitochondrion.